Pipistrellus kuhlii (Kuhl's pipistrelle) is the source of this 8161-nucleotide messenger RNA. RefSeq names its product polybromo 1 (gene PBRM1). Gene Ontology annotation, biological process: chromatin remodeling. The transcript has 34 exons. Gene Ontology annotation, molecular function: protein binding; chromatin binding. Lineage: Eukaryota; Metazoa; Chordata; Mammalia; Chiroptera; Vespertilionidae. Bases 278 to 5512 code for a protein of 1744 amino acids. The record is from RefSeq and is a predicted model, not a curated record. Gene Ontology annotation, cellular component: RSC-type complex.
GGCGGCGGCUUCGGGACCGGCCUGGCCGCCCGGCGGCACCUGUCGGCCCGGACAAAGGGCGGCGGCCCGGAAGCUCCCGCGCCCCCCUUUCCCGCCGGCAGCCGGCCAGGUGCUCGUCGCGAACACCUCCAAAGCUGUCAGCGUUCCCCUAGCCCCCCCUCCCCACCCCCCCCCGGACCGGUGACAGGUCGGGAAACAGUUUUGAAUAUAUUCACACUGAAUCGGCACUUUUAAAGCCCUGCCUUCUCCCACUGGCUUCCCUUGGCCUUCAGACAUAAUGAGGAGACUGGCUUUUCGAGGCGCUGGUUGUGCUCUGGUAAAGCUGAAGAAGUUGGAUUCCAUGGGUUCCAAAAGAAGAAGAGCGACCUCCCCUUCCAGUAGUGUCAGCGGGGAUUUUGAGGACAGCCACCAUUCUGUGUCUACACCAGGCCCAAGCAGGAAAAGGAGGAGACUUUCCAAUCUUCCAACUGUAGAUCCUAUUGCUGUGUGCCAUGAACUCUACAAUACCAUCCGGGACUAUAAGGAUGAACAGGGCAGGCUUCUCUGUGAGCUCUUCAUUAGGGCACCAAAGCGAAGAAAUCAACCAGACUAUUAUGAAGUGGUUUCUCAGCCCAUUGACUUGAUGAAAAUCCAACAGAAAUUAAAAAUGGAGGAGUAUGAUGAUGUUAAUCUGCUGACUGCCGACUUCCAGCUGCUUUUUAACAACGCAAAGGCCUAUUACAAGCCAGAUUCUCCUGAAUAUAAAGCUGCUUGCAAACUGUGGGAUUUGUACCUUCGAACAAGAAACGAGUUUGUUCAGAAAGGAGAAGCAGAUGAUGAAGAUGAUGAUGAAGAUGGACAAGACAAUCAAGGCACAGUGACUGAAGGAUCUUCUCCAAGUUACUUGAAAGAGAUCCUGGAGCAGCUUCUUGAAGCCAUAGUUGUAGCCACAAAUCCAUCAGGACAUCUCAUUAGUGAACUUUUUCAGAAACUGCCUUCUAAAGUGCAAUAUCCAGACUAUUAUGCAAUAAUUAAGGAACCUAUAGAUCUCAAGACCAUUGCCCAGAGGAUACAGAAUGGAAGCUACAAGAGUAUUCAUGCAAUGGCCAAAGAUAUAGAUCUUCUAGCAAAAAAUGCCAAAACUUAUAAUGAACCUGGUUCUCAAGUAUUCAAGGAUGCAAAUUCUAUUAAAAAGAUAUUUUAUAUGAAAAAGUCAGAAAUUGAACAUGAAAUGGCUAAGUCAAGUCUUCGAAUAAGGACUUCAUCAAAUUUGGCUGCAGCCAGGCUGACAGGUUCUGCACACAGUAAAGGCAGCCUUGGUGAAGAGAGAAAUCCCACUAGCAAGUAUUACCGGAAUAAGAGAGCAGUCCAAGGGGGUCGUUUAUCGGCAAUUACCAUGGCACUUCAAUAUGGCUCAGAAAGUGAAGAGGAUGCUGCUUUGGCUGCUGCACGUUAUGAAGAAGGAGAGUCGGAAGCAGAGAGCAUUACUUCAUUUAUGGAUGUUUCAAAUCCUUUUUAUCAGCUUUAUGACACGGUUAGGAGCUGUCGGAAUAACCAAGGGCAGCUAAUAGCUGAACCUUUUUUCCAUUUGCCUUCAAAGAAAAAAUACCCUGAUUAUUAUCAGCAAAUUAAAAUGCCCAUAUCACUACAACAGAUCAGAACAAAGCUAAAGAACCAAGAAUAUGAAACUUUAGAUCAUUUGGAGUGUGAUUUGAAUUUAAUGUUUGAAAAUGCCAAACGCUAUAAUGUUCCCAAUUCAGCCAUAUACAAGCGAGUUCUAAAAUUGCAGCAAGUCAUGCAGGCAAAGAAGAAAGAGCUUGCCAGGAGAGAUGACAUUGAAGAUGGAGACAGCAUGAUUUCCUCAGCCACCUCUGAUACUGGUAGUGCCAAAAGGAAAAGAUCAGUCACCAAAGAUAAACACUUCCCAGGCAAAAGAAGGAACACUCUUGACAGUGAGAUGUUGGGUCUCAGGAGGCUAUCCAGUAAAAAGAACAUAAGAAAGCAGCGAAUGAAAAUCUUAUUCAAUGUUGUUCUUGAAGCUCGUGAGCCAGGUACAGGCAGAAGACUUUGUGAUCUAUUUAUGGUUAAACCAUCCAAAAAGGACUAUCCUGAUUAUUAUAAAAUUAUUUUGGAGCCAAUGGACUUGAAAACAAUUGAGCAUAACAUCCGCAAUGACAAAUAUGCAGGGGAAGAGGGGAUGAUGGAAGACAUGAAGUUGAUGUUCCGGAAUGCCAGACACUAUAAUGAGGAAGGCUCCCAGGUGUACAACGAUGCACAUAUCCUGGAAAAGUUACUCAAAGAUAAAAGGAAAGAGCUGGGACCACUGCCUGAUGAUGAUGACAUGGCUUCUCCCAAACUCAAGCUGAGUAGGAAGAGUGGUGUUUCUCCUAAAAAAUCAAAAUACAUGACUCCAAUGCAGCAGAAACUAAAUGAAGUAUAUGAAGCUGUAAAGAACUAUACUGAUAAGAGGGGUCGCCGCCUCAGUGCCAUAUUUCUGAGACUUCCCUCCAGAUCUGAGCUGCCUGACUACUACCUGACCAUUAAAAAGCCAAUGGACAUGGAAAAAAUUCGAAGUCAUAUGAUGGCAAACAAAUACCAAGAUAUAGACUCCAUGGUUGAGGACUUCGUUAUGAUGUUUAACAAUGCCUGUACAUACAAUGAGCCUGAGUCUUUGAUCUACAAAGAUGCCCUUGUCCUACACAAAGUCCUGCUUGAAACUCGGAGAGACCUGGAGGGAGAUGAGGACUCUCAUGUUCCAAAUGUUACCUUGCUGAUUCAAGAACUUAUCCAUAAUCUUUUUGUGUCAGUCAUGAGUCACCAGGAUGAUGAGGGAAGAUGCUACAGUGAUUCCUUAGCAGAAAUUCCUGCUGUGGAUCCUAACUUUCCAAACAAACCUCCUCUUACUUUUGACAUAAUUAGGAAGAAUGUUGAAAAUAAUCGCUACCGGCGGCUUGAUUUAUUUCAAGAGCAUAUGUUUGAAGUAUUGGAAAGGGCAAGAAGGAUGAAUCGGACAGAUUCUGAAAUAUAUGAAGAUGCAGUAGAGCUUCAGCAGUUUUUCAUUAAAAUUCGUGAUGAACUCUGCAAAAAUGGAGAGAUUCUUCUUUCACCAGCACUCAGCUAUACUACAAAGCAUUUGCAUAAUGAUGUGGAGAAAGAGAAAAAGGAAAAAUUACCAAAAGAAAUAGAGGAAGAUAAACUAAAACGAGAAGAAGAAAAAAGAGAGGCUGAAAAGAGUGAAGAUUCCUCCGGUGCUGCAGGCCUCUCAGGUUUACAUCGCACAUACAGCCAGGACUGCAGCUUUAAGAAUAGCAUGUACCAUGUUGGAGAUUAUGUCUAUGUAGAGCCCUCAGAAGCCACCCUACAACCACAUAUAGUCUGUAUUGAGAGACUGUGGGAAGAUUCAGCUGGUGAAAAAUGGUUGUAUGGCUGUUGGUUUUAUCGGCCAAAUGAAACAUUCCAUCUGGCUACACGAAAAUUCCUAGAAAAAGAAGUUUUUAAGAGUGACUAUUACAAUAAAGUUCCUGUUAGUAAAAUUCUAGGAAAAUGUGUGGUCAUGUUUGUCAAGGAAUACUUUAAAUUAUGCCCAGAAAACUUUCGAGAUGAGGAUGUUUUUGUCUGUGAAUCACGGUACUCUGCCAAAACCAAAUCUUUUAAGAAAAUUAAAUUGUGGACCAUGCCCAUCAGUUCUGUUAGGUUUGUCCCUCGGGAUGUGCCCUUGCCUGUGGUCCGAGUGGCCUCUGUAUUUGCAAAUGCAGAUAAAGGGGAUGAUGAAAAGAAUGCAGACAACUCAGAAGACAGUAGAACUGAAGACAAUUUUAACUUGGAAAAGUUUCCUUUACAACAGGAGAAAGAAGAUGUCCCUGUGGAAAUGUCCAAUGGUGAACCAGGUUGCCACUACUUUGAGCAGCUCCGUUACAAUGACAUGUGGCUAAAGGUUGGGGACUGUGUCUUCAUCAAGUCCCAUGGCCUGGUUCGCCCUCGCGUGGGCAGAAUUGAAAAGGUAUGGGUUCGAGAUGGAGCUGCAUAUUUUUAUGGCCCCAUCUUCAUUCACCCAGAAGAGACGGAACAUGAGCCCACAAAAAUGUUCUACAAAAAAGAAGUGUUUCUGAGUAAUCUGGAAGAAACCUGCCCCAUGACAUGUAUUCUGGGAAAGUGUGCUGUGUUGUCAUUCAAGGACUUCCUCUCCUGCAGACCAACUGAAAUACCAGAAAAUGACGUUUUGCUUUGUGAGAGCCGCUACAACGAGAGUGACAAGCAGAUGAAGAAAUUCAAGGGACUGAAGAGGUUUUCACUCUCUGCUAAAGUGGUAGAUGAUGAAAUUUAUUACUUCAGAAAACCAAUUGUUCCGCAGAAGGAGCCUUCACCUUUGUUGGAAAAGAAGAUCCAGUUACUAGAAGCAAAAUUUGCUGAGUUAGAAGGUGGAGAUGAUGAUAUUGAAGAGAUGGGAGAAGAGGAUAGUGAGGUCCUUGAGCCUCCUUCUCUGCCUCAACUUCAGACUCCCUUGUCCAGUGAGCUGGAUCUCAUGCCAUACACACCCCCACAGGUGAAGUCUACCCCAAAGUCUGCCAAAGGCAGUGCAAAGAAGGAAAGCUCCAAACGGAAAAUCAACAUGAGUGGCUACAUCCUGUUCAGCAGUGAGAUGAGAGCUGUGAUUAAGGCCCAGCAUCCAGACUACUCUUUUGGGGAGCUUAGCCGACUGGUGGGGACAGAAUGGAGAAAUCUUGAGACAGCUAAGAAAGCAGAAUAUGAAGAGCGGGCAGCUAAAGUUGCUGAGCAGCAGGAGAGAGAGCGAGCAGCACAGCAACAACAGCCGAGUGCUUCUCCCCGAGCAGGCACCCCUGUGGGGGCUCUCAUGGGGGUGGUGCCACCACCAACACCAAUGGGGAUGCUCAAUCAGCAGUUGACACCUGUUGCAGGCAUGAUGGGUGGCUAUCCGCCAGGCCUUCCACCUUUGCAGGGCCCAGUUGAUGGCCUUGUUAGCAUGGGCAGCAUGCAGCCACUUCACCCUGGGGGGCCUGCACCCCACCAUCUUCCGCCAGGUGUGCCCGGCCUCCCGGGCAUCCCACCACCGGGUGUAAUGAACCAAGGGGUGGCCCCUAUGGUAGGGACUCCAGCACCAGGCGCAAGUCCAUAUGGACAGCAGGUAGGAGUUUUGGGGCCUCCAGGACAGCAGGCACCACCUCCAUAUCCUGGCCCACAUCCAGCUGGUCCCCCUGUUAUACAGCAGCCAACAACGCCCAUGUUUGUGGCUCCUCCACCGAAGACCCAACGGCUUCUCCACUCAGAGGCCUACCUGAAGUACAUCGAAGGACUCAGUGCGGACUCCAACAGCAUUAGCAAGUGGGACCAGACCCUGGCAGCUCGAAGGCGUGAUGUCCAUUUGUCAAAAGAACAAGAGAGCCGCCUGCCCUCUCACUGGCUGAAAAGUAAAGGGGCUCACACCACCAUGGCAGACGCCCUCUGGCGACUCCGGGAUCUGAUGCUCCGAGACACCCUCAACAUUCGCCAAGCUUACAAUCUAGAAAACCUUUAAUCACAUCUAUUACGUUUCUUUUAUAGAAGCAUACGAAUUUUGUGGAAUAGUAGCCACAUAGUUAAAGGGGGUGGGGGGGAGGAGCAAAGGAUGAUAAUUUUUGCAUUUUACUGUACAUCACAAGGCCAUUUUUAUAUAAGGACACUUUUAAUAAGCUAUUUCAAUUUGUUUUUGUUAUAUUAAGUUGACUUUAUCAAAUACACAAAGAUUUUUUGCAUACGUUUCCUUCGUUUAAAACCAGUUUCAUAAUUGGUUGUCUAUGUGUAGACUUGGAGUUUCAUCUUUUUACUUGUUGCCAUGGAACUGAAACCAUCAAAGGUUUUGUCUUGGGUUAGGGUUUUUUGGUUUUUGUUUUUAUAAAAGAACAAACAGUGAAAAAAAUACACACACACACACACACACACACACACACGAGUUUACAGAUUAGUUUAAGUUGACAAUGAAAUGUGAAGUUGGUCCUAGUUUACAUCUUAGAGAAGGGAGUGUAUUUGUGUCUGUUUCAUGUGCCUGAAUAUCUUAAGCCACUUUCACAAAAAGUGUGUUACAGGUGAAGUGAAAGGUUGUUGUUUAGGUUAUACGUGUUUGGCAGACAUGGCACAUUCGCUCUGUUAACUCGGAGGCUCACUGCAGAAAUCUGAAGUCAGUACUGUGCGUCUUUCUGCAGCUGGUGCGGCUCCCAGUGGGGAGAGCACUUCUUGUGCUGAGUUAGAUGUCUGUGGUGUCAGUUAUUUUUGUAGAAUAUGUGCACAAUCCUGAAUUAUAUUUAGUCUUGGCAGGUAAGUUUAAAGGUACUUUUGAUCUAUUUAUAAUAAUUCACAAUUAAUGCUUAUACGUGUUAGAUGAUUUAAAAUUUUAAAUCUCUUACAUUGAAAAAAAAUUGGAAGUUUGUCUCGAAGAAAGCAUUGAGGCAUCAGUGGAGGUGAUUUAUUUUUCAGCAUAAUACCUAAACUAACAGAGGGAGUGCAUCACUAGAUAUGAGCUGCAUCAGAAGCCUGAUUGUAAAUUUGUAGACGGCCUGCAUAUGCAAAUGUUUUAGUAUUCUUUGUUCCCUAGUCAGAUGUGGCUUUCUUUUUUCUUCUAAAUUUCUUCAUUGUAAUUCUCAAUCAGAAAUUCAAAACUUCCUAAAAUAUUUAAAAUUCAGCUUGUGCCUUUAAAUUUCAAGAGAAAGGCAUCAUAAUUUAAUAAAAUACUCAUGAAAAAGACUAUUACAGAUCCUAAACACUUGGGUUUGAUGACCCUGUCUCUUAUAUGACCCUAAAAUAAACAUUUGGAGGCAGUGUAUGAUGCUCAGACAGGUAGAAAGCAGCAGAUAUGGAACAGUGUUUCUAGGAUUUUUGGAAACCUGCUUUAUUGUAGCAAAGUCGUUGCCAUUGUGGUUGACCUUCCACUGCUGUUUGCAAGUUGAAAGUGACUUUCAGAGGAUACUUUUUCUUUUAGUCUGGUAUGACUCAGUACCUAGAUAUUUCAUUACCAUUCUUAUUAAAUCAUGGGGACAAAAGUGUGUAGAAUGGAUAAAAGUCUCUUGUUAUCUACAUAGAAGGCCCUUGUAACUUAAUUGCCGGUAGUCAACCACUGGAUCUCAGUUUGCAUCAAGUAUUUUAAAUAAUUCUGAAUUUUUUUAAAAAAAUGUAUUGCAAUAGUAUAUCAGUACCUAUUGUUAAACUGAAUCAGAUAAAGAAAUCUUCAGUUCCUGGUUAUUUGGGCCAUUGAAUCAUCAUGGACUGUAUAAUACAAUCAGAUUAUUUUAUUUCUAGACAUCCUUGAAUUACACCAAAGAACCUGAAAUUUAAUUUUGGUUAAGUUAUUUAUUUAUUUCUUGUGUCCAUUUUUUUUUUCCCUUCUUAAGGUCUGAAUGAGACUUCUUGGGAAGCCUCUAAAAACUGUUUUUUCUGUGGGCUACAUGGGGCAUUAGAAGCCAGAGCACUCCUCCUCCGGACUCCUUCCCAGUGUCCGGAGGUGCCAUCGGAACCAUCGACCUGGCCGGGAGCGUCCCUCAGGCAGUGCAGAGUCGGGCCAGGGGGCCACUAGGCAGGCUCUAAUUAAGUUUUUCUUUACAAAAAAUAAUUUAUUUUAGAAUCAUGUCUUUCGGUAUAUUAACUUGGAGAAUAUGAGUUAAUAUUUAGGAAAUAAGAUUUGAGGUCAGCGAUCUUCAAAAAAAAAUUUCUUUGCUCAUUUAAAAAAGUACAAGUUAACUAUACACCCUUUAUCCACGAGAUUUAGGAAUUGUAGUGAUACGGCUUAGAAAGCAUAAUGGCCUACGUAUUUUCAAAAUAUAAGUUCAUGUGGGAAAGAAUUUUGUUUAUGUGUGUGGAGGAAACCUAUAGGUUUAAAAUAAUAUGUCAGCCAACUGAUUUAAAAGACCUUUAAUUGUUUUGUUUUUGAAGCCACCCUGGUCUUCCUAUGAGGAAGAAUUGAGAGGAGAUGCUUCUCUGUGAAAAACUUCCAAAUUGGUGGUGUUGACUUUUGAAAUUGAACAUUUUCAGACUUGAUUUAAACUUGGUUAUUCUAAUUUCUAUAUCAAAACUUGGUUUAUUCUAAUAUCUGUAUCAAAAGAGUUUUACGUGGUAACUAGACUUAUAACAUGUAUGUAUCAUAUGUUUGUUCAUCUAAAGCUUUUUAAUCCAAAUAAAAAUGGAGUUUGCAAAGUGA